AUUUUAUGAUAAUUUGUACACCAGCUUGUACCAAUGAAUAAUCGUUUAAAUGAUAAAGAGAUACAUUUAAAUGUUCUUGUCCCGUUGUGAAUUUAUCAUUUCAUAACUACUCUUCAUUACAUAAGCAAAAUUAUUGUCAAAACGGGAAAAUUAGCGGGAAACAUACAUUGAGAGACCCAAGGUCAAGGUUGGCUUGUUCCUGAAAAUAGCGUGUGAAAUUAUUUAUGGUGUAGUUGAAACAUUUGUUGAUGCCAAAUGGGCACCGGAGAAACGACCUCCUAUCACUUACGGAGGAUAGGACCCUCCGCAACAUGUAUGAGCAUUUCCAACAUCAUGAAGUUGAAAUAUGGUGUGACAAAAUUUGGUCGAGCAACCAGCAACGAUUAUUACUUGGAUUCUACAAAGCUAAAGAACUUCAUAUCUCGGAUACAUGCAGAAAUCCAUGCAAUACCCUGCGAUAAUGGAGAUGUUCAGUUUAGAAUUGUUGAUAAGGGCCUUAACGGGACCUUUAUCAAUGACACAAAGAUGAGUGGACCAUAUAUACUAAAGGUUGGGGACAAGGUUACGUUUGGACACACAAAUGGUUACAAACUAAAAGCUGGAGAUUAUGCAAAGCAACCAAACUCAGAAUUUCAAUUUAUUUUUGAAAAAUUGAUACAAAAAGAGGAGGAGCGAGGUUUUCGGACGGGAGAUGAAGCAGCUAUUAAUGGGCAUGUGCCCGCAAACGCCUCUAGCAGUGCUAACACAAUAACAAGUCACAGCAUCAAAAAAUCUCCCAGCAAAACAGACCAAAAAUACAAUCUCUCAAAAGACUCGACUGUGACUUACACUGCCUCACCCAAUGUGAAUAGAUAUUCGGGAUUUGAUUUGAAGUCUUCGCCCUCAAAUAGUGAAGACAGUGAGGAGGAGGAUGACGAUGAUUAUAAACCCAAAGUGAAUACUCCCAUCAGAAAGUCGUUCCCUGCGCGGAGCAGGUUUGAAGACAGUGAUGACAGUAUGGAUUCUAGUCCCUCUCCCAAGCCAGUACGGAAAAGCUCGGGGUAUCCAGACAAAAAGCAGAGCCCACCGGGCAAAGUGAAAAAGUCGGCCAGCCGGCUGUCGGGGGAGAAUGGCUUCACUCCCCUGAGUGAUCUCGCCAGGAAGGAUAAAAGUUCUAAGACAAAGACCAGUCGAGUGAAUGUUAACAUAAACAUCAAUGUGGAGUCAACUGUGAAAAACAGUGGCAGUAGAACUAGCAAUUCCAUGAGGGAGCGAGACACUCCACCCUCCACUACACACCUGGAAAUCCCCAACAUACAUCGGAGAAAACUCCUGAACGAAAAACAGCGCCAUAGAAGCAGGUACAGCAGCAGCUCGGACGAUUCCAAUGAUUUACCCACCCCUGACGAAGACAGCAGUCGAGAUCCAUUCUUCUCUAGCGAGGACAACACGGACAAGGAAGUUGCCAAUCAGAUAACUUAUGCAAUUCAAGUCCUAGAAAAGGAAGUAAAAACCAAAGGCAAGAAGAAAUCGCCAGUAGAGAAAAAAGUCGCAAAACCAGCAAAAGUGCAACGAAGCAAUAGUAAAGGAUCUGUGAAGGAGGCAAAGAAACGCAAGCCAGGGCCUGUAAAACCCGGAAAACCGGGAAGAAGAGGUCGACCCCCAAAGAAAAAGAAGAGGGAUUCUGAUGAAGAUGAUGAUGACGACGAUGAUGAUUUUUUCAAUCGCGUGGAAACUGAAGAUGUGCUAGAAGAUGGAGUAGAAUGGUUCGAAGAAGAUAAAUGUGCCUCUGGGGAAUGUAAAAGGCCCAAAGGAAAGAGAGUGGCAUGGGUUGCAUGUGAUGAUUGUGACAAGUGGUACCACACAGAAUGCGUUGGAUGUCGUUAUGACCACGUCAAAGACUCGGACAUCAAGUUUAGCUGCGGAUGUCGAUGAAAUCCGACAUCAAGUUUAGCUGCGGAUGUCGAUGAAAUCCGACAUCAAGUUUAGCUGCGAAUGAUGAUGAAAUCCAACAUCAAGUUCAGCUGCAGAUGUUGUGUAAAUCCUGUCAUUGUUUAAUUUAGUAAAUCUUGGAUAUUUAGUUAAAACUUGCAGGUAUUCUAUGGUUAAAAGUGAAAAUUGUUCAAUAUACUGCCACUAUGUUUCGUAUGCACUGUUCAAUUUUUUCACACAAUCUCAGAAUUUACUAUUAAGUACUGGUGUAUGUAUUUCUAAACAAUUUGGAAAAGAUCUUACAAUGAAAAUAUAAGUUUUAUAAAAAAAAAUCUGGCUUAGGGUCACUGAUAUUGAAAUGUAGAAAUAUAUGGAAUCCAAAAGUGGGAAAUCAACAGCAUGUAAUGGAAAUAUCGAAGUUUUUUUCUUUUAUUAGUAGUAAACUCAAAAUUACUUUGGUUGACUGUUCAUAAAGGUUGGCAUGUACAUAAGCAUAUAUAUUUAUUAUACAAUAUGUAUGACGUGCACACUGUAUAAGGGUAUUUUUACAACAUUCUCAAGGAAUCGCAUAUUGUUAAGUUGAUUGCACAGUAUGUAUUUUCAAGUGAUGCUGCAGUCUUACCUUACAUUGAUCCAGGUUCUAUGAAUCUGAUGUUAUUCAAGUGUUUGUACAUGUAAUAUGCAUCGUUACUAGAACAUAGGUGCAUUAUAUAUACAUGUACUAUUAAAAAUACAUUUAUUUCACAUCUAACUGCAAAUACAUGUAUAGCAUUAGCAGUAGAGAAAAGUUCAUGGGUUUUUUUCUAUUUUGUUUGCAAAUAAUUUAUUGUAUGAAAGACAAGAAAGUAAUGCUAAUGGAAUGGACUUUUUUUUUUGCAAAUAAUCCGUAUUUACUAUGUUUUGUGUUUUGUUCUUGUAAUGUCAAAUGCUUCAGAAAUAAUCAGCAAUAUUUUUAUGUUUUUAAUGUAUUCACCCUUAUUAUAAUUGCUUUUUUUGCUUUGCAACUACCUACAUAACUUUCGUAAUCUGAAAAUUGAAAACGAACAUGUUCAUAUUUUUUGGUACCUCAUGUUUGUAUGUGUCAUAUCUAUUUCCAUGCAUGUAUAUAUAUAUCUACAUGUUAUAUAAGCUGUUCCAGAAAGUGCUUAUAUACAGUACUGAUGCAACUUCAUAAUGUUCUAUUGCAAUCAUUUUUACUUUUCUUCCAUUUUCUAUUUCUUUUUGUCUGUGGGUUUUGUUGUUUUUUUUGUUAACUUAAAAUUUUGCAUAUGAAACUUUUUAGUUUCUUUGAGAUCUUACUAUAAAAGCUAUGUUUUAAAAAAGAAUGAAACAGCAAUAUCAUUUCAGCUUGUUGUGGGAAUGAGCUAUCGAGAUGACUCAAUUGGGCUGUUGUUUGAUUGAUAUAACUGGGAUAAGAUUCUGAGAUACUUCAGACCUGUAUACUGUAAAUUCCUAAUUUAAUGCGAGGAAUUAAUAUCCGCGUAAAAUCGCGAGAAUCAUCCUUCGCGGAUUUUAAAAUCUCCCCAUUAUUUUCUGAGAGUUGAAAACUAUAAGAAAUAAGGAGAAAAUUUCAACGUUCGCAAUUUUAUAUUCUCGCGAUUUGAUACAAACCAGCAGGAUCACGGAAUUAAGUACUCUCGUAAUUUUAGGAAUUUACAGGAUUCAGUGCUAUGGCUUACACGCACCCUACGUUAUAUAUUUUUCUCAUAAUAAAAAUCUAUACCCUAUAUCUAAUACAAGUACAUGUGUAUUAUUAGAUAUAGGGUAUAUAUAUUUUUAUUAUGAAAAAAAUAUUUAACGUCAGGUGCCUGUGCUUUGGCUGCAUCUUGUAAACAUAGUCAUGGUUAUGUAGUGCAUUAUUCUGUUUCGCAGUAAACUAUUUUGUCAACUUAUAGUUCACUCACAAAAAUUUCUAAUACUGUGUAUUAGUGUAUGCAGUACUCUCUGUAAAUGUUGUUGCAGCAAAAAUCACACAAGCUUCUUUGAAUUUAUAAAACAAUCUUUUGAUAUGUGUUUGAAGUUUGUUCAAAGGAUGAUAAAAUUGGGUUUUGUGAUUCCUUUUAUAAAAUGAUAAGCAGUUCUGCAUAAUAUGCAUGUUUUAAUAGUGACAUUACAGAUUUCAUGUUGACAUUUUUUCAUCAUUGAGUCAUUUGUACCUAUGUUGGCAGUGAUGCAUAGGAUAGACUGUUUUUAAAGCUCCUUUAUUCCUUUUUUUUUUUUUUUUUUGCAUUGCAAUAUUAAUUAGUGGUACACAUUUGUGUACUUAUAGAGCAUUUAGCUGCUGUAAAUUACAACAUUGUAGACAUUUUUCUUUCAUGAUGUAUCUAUAUUAUUGUAUAUUACUGGUAGUCAUUUUUGGUCAGUAUAUAGCUUUGUGUGGCAUAAACUUAGUUAUUGUAUUCGCCUAUCAAUAUUGCAUGCCAGCUAGCAUUAUAAAGUACAUUUUUUUUAAAUAUGUGUAAAUUUUCCAAAUUUUAAUUAAAUUGUAUUGCUUCUGUAUCAAAUAUUAGCUAGAUGACUGGUAGCUUUCAGUGUGUACAUGUAUGUUUGUGCAAACUUUUGUAGAGGAUCUUCAACACCCAUUAUGUGCUAAACCUUCAAAAAUUAUGCACUGAAUUGUCAAAUUAGAAGAAAAAAGUGUUGGCGACAUUGUACAUAUAUAUUCAAUAGGGCCAUAAUUGUGUGUUAACUGAACUCGAAAUGGUUUAUUCAAAUGUUAACAUAUUUAAAAAUUUUAUUCCUGUUGAUUUCGCGACUUGAAUCAUACUACAUUUGAAUUCAGAAUCUAUAUUUCUACAUCAUAUCAGAGGUUUGAAAACGCAUUUGGACAACUUUUUUUUCCUGUCAACAACAUUGAUGCUAUGAAGUACAUUUUUUUUUAAUGUUUUUUGGUUUUUUUAUUAUUGUCUUUUUUAAUACAUUAUGGAUUCAAUGUACAGAAAGACAUGAAUGUUGACCUGGUCUUAUUGUAUAAAUAUUUAAACACAGUAGUGUUUAAGCAAAACCUUGUACAAUAAAGACUGUUAUUAAAUAAAGUGUUGUUUAUCUAUCAGACUCCGCCAUCUAGAUAUUUAUAAUUUAAUCACAUGGCUUUCAUAGAAGAUGGCAAAGAACAGAAUGGGGUUAGAAUAAACCUAUCCAGAUGUAAAUGAAAAGAUACAUAUCAUUGAAGGAGGAAUAGGACUUCAAAUAUAAAAUGGAUGAUGCCGGAUCAUCUUCAAAAUUAACAGCAAUUUAACAGAGAAUGCAUUUAUAACUUGUUUGUGACUAAUUGAUUGGGGAACUGAGCUAAAUUUGUUUGUAGGGUAAAAGUAGUA
Molecule: messenger RNA, 5228 nt
Organism: Magallana angulata
Lineage: Eukaryota; Metazoa; Mollusca; Bivalvia; Ostreida; Ostreidae
Exons: 9
Coding region: 256-1914 (552 amino acids)
Biological process (GO): regulation of gene expression
Cellular component (GO): nucleus
Molecular function (GO): protein binding
Source: RefSeq, a predicted model, not a curated record